GUCCACUUCGCAACAUGAAAAUGUCGACUGCUGCAGAACGGGAACGAGACGUCCAGGAACUCACGAGUCGCGUUGCGGACAGCGUCUGUGAAUACAUUGGCGUGGAGCUUGAUGGUGCGAUGGAACGGACGAAACUUGUCGACAAGGUCCUCCAAGCGCUCCACACCAAGUUUGAUGAGAUGACCGUCGAGAGUGCGACCGUUGCAGAUUUCGCAGCGCGCAUGAAGGAGUCAGAGGAGCUCUUCAAGGACCGCAUGGCCGCCAUCGACGAAGUCGACGAGGAACUGACUGAGCUCGAAGACAUGAUCCACCAACUUGAGCUGUAUGCCGAACGCAUAUAUGAGAAGUUUACUGUUGUGGCAUGAUCACUCGAAUUCAACUGUGGGAGUCGAUUGCGCUACCUCCUACCAUCUCGUCCUCCUCGUUAAGCCACGCGCAGAUAUAUGUAUUUAUGCUGCAUUCGUUGUGCA
Messenger RNA from Aphanomyces invadans, 470 nucleotides. RefSeq lists its product as hypothetical. The transcript is spliced from 4 exons. The record is from RefSeq and is a predicted model, not a curated record. Lineage: Eukaryota; Oomycota; Saprolegniomycetes; Saprolegniales; Verrucalvaceae. Bases 15 to 365 code for a protein of 116 amino acids.